Molecule: messenger RNA, 840 nt
Organism: Geodia barretti
Lineage: Eukaryota; Metazoa; Porifera; Demospongiae; Tetractinellida; Geodiidae
Source: the annotation of a GenBank genome assembly
UUCCGGGUUUUUGGAACGCGCAGGGGCCGGUUAGAACGCGAUAGCCGCGCGGGGUCCUCCACGUGGCUUCUCUCUCGUUUUUGUCCGGAGGCUUUACCACGGAGGACGAGCAAGUUACGGACAAGUUCACCACGAUCCUCGAGUUUCAAUGACUCACACAGCCGGGAAGUUUUCGCCGUGUGGUAACUUUUUCGGACGUUACUCUCCGUAUUGUAAAGCACGGGGCUGGACCUUUGUGCGGACGAAGAGGUGGCGCCGCUUCCUGGAUCGGGGAUAGAGAGACAUGAUGGUGAUGUAGCUGACUCAGGAACCAGUUCGCACUGAGCACAUAUGUGAUGACCACAUGGAAAUACCAGUGGUUGAUGGAGAAGGAUGGGAGAUGUAGUUGUAGGUGGCGGAACAACUUUGCUGAUGUGGUCGAGGAAAGAGGACGCAUUCACAGGCCGCCCACCUCUCCUCUUCGUUUCGAAGUGGUCGUAUACCUAAUUUGUGUUUUUUUAGCAGAUUACAGAUUGUUGCACACUGCAGCUCUCUGUUUGAUGUACCAUCCACUGAAAGGGCCUGACUGAUGGUGGUAUGGUAAGAUAAGCAGCUGCUCAGUUGCGAAGGACGCGUUGUGGCUCUGCGCACAUCACUGUAUUGUUUAGUAUAGUAAGGAAUGUGCCAGUAACUUCUUCCGUUAGUGGAUCUCCUGGAAGGAAGUGGUGGAAACGAUCGCUGGGAAACCGGCUUCAACCGGAGGAAACUCAUGAAUAAUUAAUUAGAUACUGUAUAUGUGCGCGCACACGAAAAAUUUAACGUCACAGUGGCCAAUUCGAAACACCCGUGCUAGCUAGCUAG